This is a messenger RNA of Paralichthys olivaceus (Japanese flounder), 1266 nucleotides long. The record is from RefSeq and is a predicted model, not a curated record. Lineage: Eukaryota; Metazoa; Chordata; Actinopteri; Pleuronectiformes; Paralichthyidae.
UCAGUGACUGGGGACGAGCUCGUCUCGCUCCAGACUUCACAUCCUGUUUUGUUUUGUUGCCGUUGUUUCGGAUCGUCCUGGUUUUUGAGGAUGACCAGCAGGAUGAAGCUGGUGCGCUCUCUGGUGAAGGCUGCAGCUCUGGCCAGCGUGCCCAAACACAUAGACCACUUCUCCAAGUUCUCCCCAUCUCCUCUGUCGAUGAAGCAGUUCUUGGACUUCGGUUCAACCAAUGCCUGUGAGCGCACGUCGUUUGUUUUCCUUCGCCAGGAGCUUCCUGUCCGUUUGUCCAACAUCAUGAAGGAGAUCAACCUGCUGCCGGACCGGCUGCUGGCCACACCCUCCGUCCAGCUGGUCCAGACCUGGUACGUCGACAGCCUCAUGGAGAUCCUCGAGUUUCUGGACAAGAACCCUGACGACCAUAGAGUCCUUGAGACGUUUGUGGAGGUCUUGGAGGCCAUCAGGAACCGGCAUAAUGAUGUGGUCCCCACCAUGGCUCAGGGAGUCAUCGAGUACAAAGACACUUUUGGCCAGCACGAUCCUGUCACCGACCACAACAUCCAGUACUUCCUGGAUCGCUUCUACACCAGCCGCAUCUCCAUCCGCAUGCUCAUCAACCAGCACACUCUAGUCUUCAACGGGAACACAAACCCCGCCCACCCCAACACCAUAGGCUGCAUCGACUCCAUUUGUGAUGUGACAGAGGUUGUGCGAGAUGCCUAUGAGAGUGCAAAGUUGCUGUGUGAGCAGUAUUACCUGGGAGCACCAGAGCUGGAGCUGAGGCAGAUGAAUGCCAACAGCCUCAGAGAAGCAAUCCAGAUUUCAUACAUCCCAUCUCACCUGUACCACAUGGUGUUUGAACUCUUCAAGAAUGCAAUGAGAGCAACCAUUGAGAACCAUGAGGCCAGCAGGACCCUCCCACCUAUCAAAGUUAUGGUCGCCCUUGGUGGAGAGGACCUGUCCAUCAAGGUGAGUAAAUCAUCUGAAAAAUGCAGAAUCUUCCAGUACAACCUCUGGCCAGUCGAUGGCGCUGCAGCCCUCUCAGCACAUCCACUUUCAGCAUCCUUGGGCUUUAUGAUUGUGGUAUUUGGUAUUUCUAAUGACAAUAUAACUGGAGGCAUAAACAUGGUUAUAGCCUUUAGCCAACCUAUAGCUAACUUGCACAAACUUGACAGAACUGGAGAAGCCCACAGUCACCUUCUGCUCGAGUGGACAUACACCAACAUCCCGUUCUGGGACCAUCAACCAACGGAUAUGUCUAUACCUUAA